This is a messenger RNA of Chanos chanos (milkfish), 4548 nucleotides long. Its product is annotated as sterile alpha motif domain-containing protein 9-like. NCBI's taxonomy places the organism in Eukaryota, Metazoa, Chordata, Actinopteri, Gonorynchiformes, Chanidae. Gene Ontology annotation, molecular function: protein binding. Gene Ontology annotation, cellular component: cytoplasm. The record is from RefSeq and is a predicted model, not a curated record.
AUGCUCUGCUUCCAGACCGAUGGGGAAGACAAGCUGUCAAGCCCAUUGGAACUACCUUGUGAGAUGAAGGAUUGGACCGCAGAUCAUGUAAAACAGUGGAUUCUCCAACUAAAUGAUAUAGACAAUGACUGUGCCGAGAUUCUGUAUCAGCAAGAUGUUAAUGGCCGUAGUCUUAAACUUUUGGAGAAAUCAGAGCUGCUAACUUUGGGCAUCAAGCUUGGCCCAGCAAAACUGAUUAUCCAUGAGAGGGAUGAAUUGGUUAAACAGAAAGCACGGCAACUGUAUAGCCCAGACAGUCAGCCUGGUAGACUGUGCAAGCCAUACCCUUUCAAUUGCUUUCAUGAUGCCUAUAGAUACAAGGCAGACAGCAUACUUGAUGUAACAGAGUCUGGUGCUUUAGACUUAAUCGAGCCAUGCCAUGAAUAUAAAGCAUACAACAAUUUUGGAAAUGCAACCCAAGAGGAAAAAAUGAGCAAAUUCACAGAUGAAGCUAUACGAUUUGCUGCAGCUUGCAUGAACAGUCGGACCAAUGGUACCAUUCAUUUUGGGGUGGGAGACUUACCAGAUUAUAAACAUGGGCAAAUAUUGGGAGUUAGUAUUCAGGACAAAGAAGCCUUUGUUAAAAGUCUCCCGAAAGCAAUUGAAGGUCAUUUUGAACACAAGCACACUGAGACAGCGAAGAAGUGUAUCAAGCCACCGCGAUUUGUGGAAGUUCUCAACCACAAUAUGACAUCUUCACAAAACUAUGUGAUAGAAGUGGACAUAGAGCCAUCCACCUUGAUCUGUAGGGAUGACUUUUUUCAUGUGUAUAGUGUGGACACAAGGAAGUCUAAGAGGAAAUCAAAACAAAUCAAGGCAGAAGAAAAGGAGAUUUUUUUUUAUAUUCGAGAUAAUAGCAGCAGUAGGAAUCUCCUUGUACAAUCAGCUCAGAGUAAAGCUUCAGGUGAAUAUGAGAAAUACAACAAGACACAGUUGACUCAACAGAGGAAAAAUGCUGAAGAGAAGCACAUUACUGUUGCCAAAAAUAGUGUGCAGGGUUCAAAACUUUGUGAAAUGUUAACAGGAGGUACCCACUCUUUGGACAAAUCCUAUUUUGAGCGGUAUGUAAUGGUAGUCAACAAAUCACACCCAGUGCAGCUAGACUCCCUGGCUUUCCUUCUUGAAAUGAACUGGACUGCCAUUUUGGACUUUGACCCAGAAUCUCACACAAAUGGUCUAAACACAUUAUUUCAAGAUCAGAAAAUCAAUGUCCAUAUCCCAGCGCAGUAUAAAAUCACAGAGGCAGUUGAGGAUAUUGCACGCAAGCUCAAGCUGACAAGAAACACAAGCUGGGUUUUCUGCAAUGGUGGAGUAAAUGGAGAAACUCCUUCACACAGAGUUGACUGGUUGAUGGAGAAGGGAUCUUCUGUCCGUGAUGUCAUUUCCUUUUUGUGCCGAAAGGAUGUGCUACCCCAUAAGAAAUUCCUAGUUGUUUUUUUGUUAUUGUCUGAUGUGAUUGACAACAAAGAUCCUUUGGUUGAGACCUUUGGUACUUUUUUGCAGGAACUAAAAGGGACUGGACAAAUCUUAUGUAUCUGUGAAAAUGAACGAUCUUACACCUACUGGAAGGAUGUUAUAGAGGCUCGCUAUGGAAUCAACAUAUCCCAGAGAUGUAUCUCUGAGCUCAGUUUUGCAGAAAUCAAUGGAACCGUCCUCAGUUUGUGGUCCAGCAAUCGCAGAUCAAGCAGAUUUUUGCCUUGUGGAGGUGGUGGCAGGGUACUGCUAACAAAGAAAGUAGAAAGCACCUUAGAUGCACUGAAUAUUCUUGUCAACCAGUGUGAAGGAGGAAAUGAGAAUAAGAUGCAGUUGGAGGAAAACUUUUACAAAGGAGGGAAGGUGUCCUGGUGGAACUUCUACUUCUCAGAAGAACCAGGGUCAAUGCCCUUUAUUAAAAGAGACAAGUUUGAUUAUAUCAUUGAUACCAUUAUCCCAGAGAUGUGCUCCUUGAGGCAAGCUUGUGUGCACUUCAAUAUACUCCAUAUUCCAGGAUGUGGUGGCACCACUCUGGCAAUGCAUAUCCUAUGGACGUUUAAAGACAAAUUCCGUUGUGCUGUUCUGAGAGAUAGAACAGUGGAUUCUAAGGAUGUAGCCAGUCAGGUUGUUCAGCUGUUAACUCAUGAGACAUCCGAGCAAUCCAGUCGACCUCCUGUGUUACUUAUGAUUGAUGAUUUUGAAGAAACAGAUGCUGUGUUCGAGCUGCAGCAACAUAUAGAAAAAGAAGUCCUGAAAAGGAACAUUGGUUCAAAAUGUCCAGAAGUCAUUAUACUCAACUGCAUGAGGGCUGAAACAUGGGUGACUGAGACUGAGACAACUGAAGACACGGUUUUCAUCGGACAUAAACUCUCUGAAACCGAACAGAAGCUAUUUCAGAAAAAGCUUGAGGAGAUUGAGAAGAUCUACAAAAAUGCUGACACAUUCUAUGGUUUCAUGAUCAUGAAGAAAAACUUUUCACAAGAGUACAUAAGGGGUGUUGUCAAAAACACCCUAAAGAGCUUCAAUUUAAAAAACAAGGAGGCACAGCUUAUUGCAGUUAUGGUUCUCCUGGCUGUCUACAGCAACAAUGCAAAGCUGUCAGUACCUCUGUGUGAAGAAUUUCUUGGCAUGCAAACAAAUCCAAAUUCUCAAUCCUGCAAGAUUGAGGAUGGCUUUGGGAAAUUUUCUACACUGUUGACCCAGUGCACUGUGGAGGCAGAGGUGGUCUUUGAGGCUCUGAGAUUGAUCCAUCGAAGCAUGGCAAAAUAUUGUUUAGAAGAACUUAGCACUACAUACAGUAUAUCAAAAGCAGAGAUUACCAACUUACUUCUCACAAAUGAGAUGUUUUAUGAAUGCAUUCAGGGGAAAGACACACUCAUACGAAAUGUUCACGACAUGUUAGUGAAGAGAUUUUACUCGCUUGAAGGUGAAGACUCUCAGUUUUCACCCCUUAUCCAAGCAAUCUCAAAAGAGACUCCAGGUUUUGAGGAAACUGUACUAUUCAAUGCAGCCAAGCGCUUUGAAAAGGAUGCUGUAAUGUCUCAGCUUCUCUCAAGGUACCAUUACCUAAAGAAAAAAGACUUCAGAGAGGCAAAAGACUGGGCAAAGAAGGCAAAAGAUCUCUCAAGAGAUAACUCUUAUAUUUCAGAUACAUCUGCACAGGUUAUCAAGCAUGAGCUCAAAAAUGCCAUAGGAGCUGACAACAAUGAUCCCAUAAAACCUGACAAACUGAGAGAGUAUCUUAAAAUGGCUGUCUCCGCCACAGAUGCGUUCAAAGAAACACAAGCAAUUGCCAAAAAAGAAUCUUUACUCCGGUACCAAGGCAAAAGAGACUAUACCCCUUAUAAUACUGCUGGAUGUCUUGGGGAGAUUCAAGUGGGAAUAAUAGUCAUGGGCAUCCUGGAAAAGAUUCCAGUAUUUAAUGCUAACAAACUUGAUCGGCUUAGUCAGUUCCUUGCAGGUAAACUUAAAGUACAAGAUUUGGCAAAAAAAGACCCCGUGAGACACAUACAUGCAUCAUACUACCAGAUACUUAAGGAAGUUGAGGAAUUUCUGUACAAUCUCAAAGACAACAUGAAGAAACAUUUUGAUUUCCUUGAUUGUUUUUAUGUCAACCUUGAGCCCUUUUUCUACCAAAAAGAUAUCCGUGAUGAAAGAAUUAAGAAGGAGCUAUUCAGGUGCUUUCAGCAAUAUGCUAACUUAUUUUGCAAGCUGGAUCAAUCUGAGCUCCAUAGUAACUGGGGCUUGACACAUAUGUACCAGCAAGCCCUGAACUUAGAGAGAAUUCGACAGUGCAUAGAGAUGAACAAAGCUGACACCCACAGUGGAUUGCUGGAAUAUCUUUCAAACAAAGCCUCAGCAUCAAAAGUUGAAAGGAUUGUUCAGCAGUACCACAGCAUUCUGCAGAUCCAUCAACAUACUGUGAGGGACAUGGUUAAUUUGAUCUAUGCCAAUGUAAUUCUUUGUUGUGUUAAACCUGGAUCUCGCCUCAUCUUGCCCUUUGGUAAGCUUUUGAAAGUACUGAUGGAUGUUCUUCGCAAUCCUGUCCCACACAGUGAGAGCUUGGCAUUGAACUUCAUUUCAGUUGUGUUGCUUUGGCCAGAGCUUAAUUCAGUAUGGCUGUCUCAGAAAUUAAGGAGUUUUGUAUCGCAGAUGAGGAGUGCAUUCUCAAAUGAGAUGAAAUCAGUGUACAAAGGGAAGAGGCCUACUGUGCAUUUCUACUUGGGGAAGAGGACAGGCUAUGCCCGGCUCAUCUGCCAAAAUGACAUCAUGAACGCCGUUGGCACAGGACAGAACAUCCCAAGUCAGCAGGAAAAUGGAAAAAUAUGGAAGCAUCUGAAAGUUCAAGCGCUCCUUCGCAGAGUCACUGGAGAGGUGUCCGAAGAUUUCAUCUUGGCAAACACAUCAAUUCCAGAGUUGAAGAUUGAGGUCAGCCCAAGGUUUAAGAGCCAGUUAAGUGGAAACAGAGGCAAAAUAGUGUCAUUCUUCAUUGGAUUCUCAAUGAAUGGCCCAGUUGCCUUUGACAUAGAAUUUUGA